CAACAAUGGCCGCCGCUGGCUCCAUUCUACCACUCUCCCACUCUGUUUCUUCAUGGUCAUGCAAACAACUUCAGAAUAGCAGAAACCCACGAAUUAUACCCAUCAAUUCCAUCUUUAAGCCCCCUUCUUUUCACAAAUCUCAUACUUCAUUUACACUUCAAAACCCUAAAAGACUCCAGAUUUCUGUCAAAGCCGAGAAAGAAACAGAAGAAUCCCAUGUGACUGUAGCUUCGGUUGAAAACGAAAAGGGUGAAAUCCAUAUGGGGUCUAAACUGAGUGAAGAAAAUGGCGAUGAAGGCGAAGGGAAGGAGGAGCAGCAAGAAUUGGAUUGGAAGGCUGAUGAUGAGUUCAAGAAAUUUAUGGGUAAUCUUUCGAUCGAGGCUGCGAUUAAGCUGGAAAAGAAAAGAACAGAUAGGAAGCUGAAAGAGCUUGAUAGGGAGAGAAGCAGCGAUAAUCCAAUCAUGGGGGUUUUCAAUCAGCUGGUUCGUGAUAACUUGUCUAGAGAGAAACAGAGGUUAGAGAAAGCAGAAGAGCAUUUCAAGGCUCUUGAUCUCAACAAGUUAAAAAGCUGUUUUGGGUUUACUACGUUUUUCGCAACGGAUGUAAGGAGAUUUGGAGAUGGGGGAAUUUUUAUUGGAAACUUAAGGAGACCCAUUGAAGAAGUGAUCCCAGCAUUGGAACAGAAAUUAUCAGAAGCUGCAGGAAGGGAGGUUGUUUUAUGGUUCAUGGAGGAAAAGUCUAAUGAUAUCACAAAACAGGUUUGCUUGGUACAACCGAGAUCAGAGAUAGAUCUCCAGUUCGAGUUAACGAAAUUGAGCACCCCAUCGGGCUAUGUUAGUGCAGUAGCCUUAGCCGUGACCACUUUUGGGACGAUUGCUUUGAUGAGUGGCUUCUUCCUUAAGCCUGAUGCGACGUUUAACGACUACCUAGCAGACGUUGUGCCACUCUUCGGCGGCUUCCUAACCAUUUUAGGUGUUUCAGAGAUAGCUACUCGGGUAACAGCAGCAAGAUAUGGUGUUGAACUCAGUCCGUCUUUUCUCGUCCCAUCUACGUGGACGGGGUGUUUGGGAGUUAUGAAUAACUACGAGUCUCUUCUCCCUAACAAAAAGGCUCUUUUCGAUAUUCCAGUGGCACGAACCGCCAGUGCUUAUUUGACGUCACUGGCACUUGCAGUAGCGGCUUUCGUUGCUGAUGGUAGCUUCAAUGGAGGAGAUAAUGCUCUGUACAUAAGACCGCAAUUCUUUUACAAUAACCCGUUGCUUUCUUUCAUCCAAUUUGUUGUCGGUCCAUACACGGAUGAUCUAGGCAACGUGUUGCCUUAUGCUGUGGAAGGCGUUGGGGUUCCCGUUGAUCCUCUUGCAUUUGCUGGGCUUUUAGGAAUGGUGGUGACGUCGUUGAACUUGUUACCAUGUGGAAGACUCGAAGGAGGUCGGAUGGCUCAAGCCAUGUUUGGUAGGAGCAAGGCCGCCCUGUUAUCUUUUGCCACUUCUUUCCUAUUAGUCAUCGGUGGUCUCAAUGGCAGUGUCCUUUGUUUGGCUUGGGGGCUCUUUGCGACAUUUUCUAGAGGCGGAGAAGAAAUACCCGCAAAGGACGAAAUUACCCCUCUAGGCGAUGAUCGGUAUGCUUGGGGGGUUGUCCUUGGGCUCAUAUGUUUGCUUACACUUUUCCCGAAUGGUGGAGGAACUUUCUCGAGCUCGUUUCUCAACGGGCCAUACUUCAGGGGCGAUAUGUGAACCGAAGAGCAUAUGGUUUCUAUAAAGUUCUCGUUUGUAAGAAUCGUAUACAUGGGCAUUGGAGCUCUCAUAGUUACGUCGCUUUUUCGACGGUUCGUGUUCCUAUUGAACAAUUGUAAUCAGCAAAUGUUGGUUAUAAUAUUUGUUUGCUAAAAUGAUGAUAUUUAUAA
Molecule: messenger RNA, 1903 nt
Organism: Cynara cardunculus var. scolymus (artichoke)
Lineage: Eukaryota; Viridiplantae; Streptophyta; Magnoliopsida; Asterales; Asteraceae
Product: probable zinc metallopeptidase EGY3, chloroplastic
Exons: 6
Coding region: 6-1733 (575 amino acids)
Source: RefSeq, a predicted model, not a curated record